AUGUAUGCCUUUGUCGAAAGCGAGCAUUUUGCGCCAUUGCGCAAGCUGUUCAGCUUGUUCAAGGAUAUGAUGGGUAGACACUAUGAAGUCAAAACGUUCGUCGUGGACAAGAUGACUUUGCAGAUGCGGGCUGCCAAAGCUGUAUUCGGCUGCGACAUAAUGUUGUGCUAUUUUCACGCACGGCAAGUCAUCCGGAAGCACUGCCAAGGUACGCCAGCGGAUUUCUGCCAAGGUCACUUUCCCCCAGUGGAUCAGCUCGUCACAAUCUAUACGUCACACCCGUUAGACCAGGUACUUUAUAUGUCAAAGGAUCGAUUUCCUCGCAUAGCCCCGUUCAUAUCGCCAAGUGUCGGCUGGAGACGAUCCGGGUACGGUGGAUCCAUGCAAUAUGAAAAAGAUCGUUCAGCUGUAACACCAUUUCGGUGCCUAGCUGCGCAGCAUGGCGCCAUGCUACCUGAAGGAAGCAUGAAAGCUCCUACCAGUCAACUCGAUGGUGUCAGUAAUUUCCGUCUGGCUGAAUGGGGACGCCGGUGCAAGGCUAAUAUAAAUGACCCUGAGAAAUGCGACUGUAUCGCGCAUUCAAUAGUGAUCCUGCGUCACAGCGAUCGCUUCUACCUUUUGCUGUCUUCCCCAGAAUACCAAAUAUCACGGAAUAUGGGAAUUUAUUUGAGCCUUCCGAAAGAACCGAACACCGAGAAAAUUAUCCAACAGGCACUGGCAGGCGGCAGGAAGAUUUUCGUUCCUCAGCUGCUAUCGCAAGAGUACCAGAGUGUAAACAACCUUCAAGGUAACGCAUCCGCAUUGCUCUACACUGAAUUUGAAUUUGGCCUGCAUCGCAGCCGUGCGACCUGUUGGGAUAUGGGAGUCUCCCAAUUCGGGAUCAAUGAGGAGGCAAUCAACACCGGAUCACGUGAGGUUGGAACAGUUGCCCUAUAUGCAAAUGAUUUCACCUACUGGAAUAAGGCUCAAUUUCGAAAACCUCCACCCCCUCCCCUGGCGUAG
Molecule: messenger RNA, 1002 nt
Organism: Opisthorchis viverrini
Lineage: Eukaryota; Metazoa; Platyhelminthes; Trematoda; Opisthorchiida; Opisthorchiidae
Exons: 5
Coding region: 1-1002 (333 amino acids)
Source: RefSeq, a predicted model, not a curated record